GGUCAUAAAUGUAGGCCACGCAUGGAACUCACUAUCAUGCCGUGCAUUCUUUGAGCAUGAGCUGGGCCUGAAUCAGGACACUAGGAUCGGUGAGCAGAGAGCCGCGGAGGACUCGUUUCGCCACGCAUUGUAGAGAGCAGGCUAGGGACGCCCUGUUUUUUUCAAUUUCGCCGAAUUCCAAACAUUCAAACGUUGAGAUUUUGAGCGUGGAUACAGCAUUCUUUUGACAAUGUGUACUGGUGAUGUAUUCGUCCCGGCUUUGGUCACCCUGCUCGUGAUCGUAGGUGGAGUGUCUGCCAAAGAGCGCGGGAAGAUCCUGAUGUUUGGCGGGAACGGUCUGAUCGGAGCCGCUGUUACCGAAGCGUUGGUGUCGUUUGGGUACGAUGUCACCCUGACCAACCGUGGAACCUGGUACUGGGACACCGACAGAACAAUCAAACCGUUUGUCAGGCAGAUCUAUUGCGACCGGUACAGUGUGUUCAUGAUGGCCGGAACGAUUGCCAGGGAGUGUCCAGACUUGGUCGAGUUUGUAGAGAGUGUUGACAGAUUCGAAGCAGUGGUUGAUUUCAGCGCGUACGACGUGGCCGUGGUGACUCAAGCCCUGGAGAUCCUCGAGAGCAAGGUUGGGGUCUAUGUUUACAUUAGCAGUGACUCUGUGUAUGAGGUUUGCGACAAGCAUCACACGGACCCGACUCGCGAAACAGACGCCGUGCGACCAGACGACAUGACCAGGCGGGAAGAGCUCAACAAAGCAGACGAUUACGGCAACAAGAAACUCCUCUGCGAAGAGGAGUUGAUCAGGGCGAACCUAGCGGGCGGGCCGCCGUACGUCUUCUUGCGUCUCCCAGAUGUCAUUGGUGCCCGCGACAACACAGACCGAUGGUGGAUCUACCAGCUUUGGGCAAAGCUUGCAAAACACAUGGGAAAGCCAGUCACGCAUCCAACAUUCCUUAAACACCAACAACUCGGUAUGGUGUUUUCUGAAGACGUCGGUCAAGCUGUCGUGAAAAUCUUAGGAAAAAACGACCCGAAUCUCCUGUACAACAAGGCUUAUAACCUUGCCUUCGAGGAACACAUGACUCUACCUGAACUUAUAGCAGAGAUUGGGAGAAAUAUCGGAGUUGGUGAGGUCCCCAUGGAAAUCGACCCAAAAGAUUAUGCAUAUUAUCUGUUCCCGUCCGUUAAGAAGGGCCCCGUUGACAUCACUCUGGCAAAGACGGCUUUUGAUUUCUCGCCGACUCCGUUGAAAGUGGCCAUCAAGGCCGCCGCGGAUUUCUACGAAAUGGCCAUCCGUGAUGAAAAAUAUGAAAAGUACCGGAAAAGAAUUCUUGGCAAACUUGGUAAAGAUGUCUUCCAGGACAAGGAAAAGAUGAAAUCAGGACUUGCCCUGCUCUACCCCGACAAGUUUCAUUCUGAUAAGCAGGAUAGAGAGGAAUUAUAGCUAGUUAAGGGCCUUGAUUGCUCCUGUUCGAGUUAACAGUAGGAACUACACUACCCCGACAUGUUCCAUUCUGAUAAACAGGGCAGCUAUGACAUUUCACCAUUGAUGGGCCUUGAUGGCUCCUGGUCGAGUUUACUGCAGGACCUACUCUACCCCGACAGGUGUCAUUCUGAUAGACAGAACUAGGAUGAACCUAUCUUGUCCGAAAAUGCUUCACUUUUUGACUUGUAUAGAAUUAGUAUAGAAUGAAGGCGUAACGUAUUUCUCAUGAAGACACUUUUUAUUUCAUGACAAAACUGGUUCCAAAGUUUUAUUCCAUUUUACUGGUGUUGCUCCGAAAACAUUUCUGCCAAAAUUCUACCUCACUAAGAUCCAUUUCCAUGAAGUCUUUCUAGGUACUUAACAUAAUGAGCGCCUCCUUUUAGCGAUUGAUAAACUAAAUUUAAAGAAAGAUUGAGGUGCAAAUGCGACCCUGACUUCAUUUACAUAUCUAGUUAUCAUCAGAGAUGCUAAGUUCAUUCUAAUUUACCAGUAUCUAACUGCCUAAUAUUUAUUUUUCAUUUUUCUGCGAUGACGUCAUACAGGGAAAGGAAUGAAUUAGUAUUUCGGGCACUUUCAAUACUUGCACUGCCCGGCAGAAAUUAUCAUGAUUUGGACUAUUUUUACCAAUACUCAGCCGAAUUUAAUGAAACAAUGAAAUGUAACUGAUACUGUACGCCAAAUCAUGAAAAUAUUACUCAAGCUAUGUAAUUCUUCGACACUUAGGACUUAAAGGGGUACGCCGUUCGUAGUAACUGGUUGUCAAGGAAAAUUUAAGAUAUAAAGAAAUAUAGUUAUACAC
This is a messenger RNA of Lineus longissimus, 2282 nucleotides long. RefSeq lists its product as uncharacterized. Gene Ontology annotation, cellular component: cytosol. Gene Ontology annotation, molecular function: UDP-glucose 4-epimerase activity. The record is from RefSeq and is a predicted model, not a curated record. The transcript has a single exon. Gene Ontology annotation, biological process: beta-D-galactose catabolic process via UDP-galactose, Leloir pathway. NCBI's taxonomy places the organism in Eukaryota, Metazoa, Nemertea, Pilidiophora, Heteronemertea, Lineidae. The coding region runs from base 230 to 1441 and encodes 403 amino acids.